AUGGACGGGCAAAUGAACCCGCAGCAGAGCAGUGGCACGCGGCAUUCGCCGUCGUUGCAGCAGAGCACUGCAAAGGCGGCAGGUAAUCUUUCCGAGGGACUAGACAUGUUUGACAUUCAGUUGCAAAACGACUGUGCCAACGUACCGGGCUCCUUCAUGGGCGGUCUUGGCGGGAAUGCGGCCACGGUGGGUCUUUCACCCUCACCACCCGUGACGCUUUCAGCGGCCAUGUUCUCGUCGAUCGCCACCGCGACGCACGGUCUCGCCUCCACGAUGAGCAACUCGCAGACGGCACGUCGCAUGGUGCAGGAAGUGGCGCAGGUAAUCCUCCGCUUCAUCUCCACCCCCGACGAGCCGCAGCCGGAAAACUUGACGGAUGAAUACGGGCGCCAGUUGAUUCUGCAAUUUGCUGACGAACUGCAGCGAUCGGCAGCAGCCCUUACGACGGGGAUGACAAGUGGUGGGGGCGAUGGGCGACUGACCAUCGACAAGGAGGUUGUGCUGUCCCUCAAAAACGGUAGGGAGGGUUUGCCGCCGCCGGGGGCGGAUGUGGCGCGUCCACACCACCCGUACACCGGUUACUUCAGCACAAUGAACAGCUCUAGCCCGCGGCUGACGACACAACCGCUGUGGCGCGGCACCCCGCCAAACUUUUCGAACGGUCUCCACAGCAGCAACAGCGCCAGCGGCAACACAAACGCCACCACCACCGCCACCAUCAUUAACAACAACGGCAAUGCACGUGGCAGCCAUGGUGCUACAGAGAGUUUCAGCCCCGCUGGCGUGGGAACAACAGUACAUCCGCAGGCAAAUUUGACCACGCCGUCGUUGAGCAAACGCGUGGGUGGAGGAGACGUCUUUCGCCCGCGGCCGCAGCACCCAAAGAGUGGAAGCCGCACGCUCAUGGCCCACCGCCGUGUUGUGACAAGCACGAAGAAGGUGCUCCGUUCGGCUAGCUCCGCCUUCUCUGAGUGCUCCGCGGGUGAGACGGGUGAGGUGAGCAGCUCCAUGUCACGUACAACGGUUGGAACAAGCGCGUUGGCAAAGUAA
Trypanosoma cruzi is the source of this 1050-nucleotide messenger RNA. RefSeq lists its product as uncharacterized. The record is from RefSeq and is a predicted model, not a curated record. Lineage: Eukaryota; Euglenozoa; Kinetoplastea; Trypanosomatida; Trypanosomatidae. Bases 1 to 1050 code for a protein of 349 amino acids. The transcript has a single exon.